AUGUUAUCUGGACUCGACGAUUCCGGAAUCGAAACUAACGGUGACCAAGCAAGGGUCCGCAUUGCUGCAAAUUUUAUCAUCCAUUCUCCCCCUGGAGAGUUCAACGAAGUCUUCAAUGAUGUGCGGCUACUGCUCAAUAAUGACAAUCUGCUCAGGGAAGGGGCGGCUCAUGCCUUUGCCCAGUACAACAUGGAUCAGUUCACACCUGCUAAACUUGAUGGAAGUGAAGAUCAGGUUUUGAUCACAGAGCAUGGAGACCUUGGCCAUGGACGGUUUUUUGACCCUCGUAAGAAACAGUCAUUCAAGUUUGACCACCUGAGGAAAGAGGUGACUGACCCACAGUCUCAUGAGGGUGAGGCGGCCCUCAGGCCAUGGAGGGAUGCUUGUGACGAAGCUCUGAGGGCGUACGUCAAAGAUCAUUACCCCACUGGAGUCUGCACUGUUUAUGGGAAAACCAUCGAUGGACAGCAAACUAUCAUUGCUUGUAUCGAGGGUCAUCAGUUUCAGCCCAAAAAUUUCUGGAAUGGCCGCUGCCGAUCGGAAUGGAAGUUCACCAUUUCUCAGCCCACUGCUCAGGUAGUGGGAGUGCUGAAGAUCCAGGUUCAUUACUAUGAAGAUGGCAACGUGCAGCUGGUCAGCCACAAGGAUGUGCAAGAGUCUCUGGUCAUCUCUGUAAGUUAUCUGAGCCUGAGCUGCUUGGGUUUUUGAGUGAGUAUGCUUCCU
Messenger RNA from Sinocyclocheilus grahami, 723 nucleotides. Its product is annotated as F-actin-capping protein subunit alpha-1-like. The record is from RefSeq and is a predicted model, not a curated record. Lineage: Eukaryota; Metazoa; Chordata; Actinopteri; Cypriniformes; Cyprinidae. Gene Ontology annotation, cellular component: F-actin capping protein complex; cortical cytoskeleton. Bases 1 to 708 code for a protein of 235 amino acids. Gene Ontology annotation, molecular function: actin filament binding. Gene Ontology annotation, biological process: actin cytoskeleton organization; barbed-end actin filament capping. The transcript is spliced from 7 exons.